GUCACGUGAUCUGACACGGAAGUAUUGUGUGACGUUGACGUUAACCUGAUCUCAGCAAGUCUGUCUCCAGGACGAACAUUGAAACUCUGACACUUUUCUAAGCUGAAGACAGCUGUGUGUCUCUGCGGAGGCCGGGCGGCUGCUGGCGGAGGAAAUGAGACCAGAAGGAGAGUUCCAGAGAUAAGACGAAGUGCAAGCUAACGACGCUAAGCUGCACCACACCGGACAGGGAAAGUCCCGGCUGAAAGGUCCCAGCUGAGUGUAGUGUAUGCGCUCCUGUUAGCCUGAGCUGGGAUCAUGCCAGUCUUGGCCAUGGCAGAGCCUGCAGUGGAUCAUCAGAGGCGCUUUCAAGCUGCCGUGGAUGUCAUCCACAAACUCCCCAAAAACGGUUCCUACAGACCUUCUUAUGAGGUGAUGCUGCGUUUCUACAGUCUGUACAAGCAGGCAGUGUGUGGACCAUGUACAAUGCCUCGGCCUGGCUUCUGGGACCCAGUGGGUCGCUACAAGUGGGAUGCGUGGAGCCGCCUGGGGGCGAUGAGUCAGGAGACCGCCAUGGCAGCAUAUGUGGAAGAGAUGAAGAAAGUGGCACGAGAGGUCAUCCACACCAUGCCCAUGGAUGAGAGAACAGCGUCGUUCUUCCACCACUUCGAGCCUCUCUACAGGGUCAUUGACGACAUGCCGCUGCCUCCAGCUUCACUGCUCACACUUGUUGAAGGUCCUAAAGGCAGGCAGCAGGUUGACGGUUCAGCAGACGUGAAGCUUCAAGGUGAGGAGCAGGAGCCACCUCAGGAGUGUUUAGAGAACUCUGAUCCAGAGCCGGAGCUGAACAUGGCUGACGAAGCCCACCUGCUUACCAACAGCGUUCCUAAAGACUCUGGGACAUCUGAGGGUUUGGUCUUGACCAGCGACUCAGAGAGUGAAAUCUUCUGUGACUCUGUGGAUUCAGUGGAACAACUGAGCAACAUCAAGAUUCCACUUGUCAAGUCAAACGGCUUUCACAGCAGCAGCGUUUACCCACAGUCCUCUCCUGGUCAGGGAACUCACCUGGAGGGAAGGCAGGUCGGCGCCGGUCAAGGCGGAGAAGGAGCAGAGGAUGAGAAAUGUGCGGGUCAGCCCCGGAGAGGUUGGCACAACGGGCGGGAAGGUUCCCACCACGGCUGGAGAGAACGUGGUGUUCCACAGGGAAGCCCAAGGCGGAUGGCCCCUGGUGGUGGUGGGGGGGCAGGACGCGGAGGUGGGGACGGCUCAGAGGGUGGAGCAGAGAGGAUGCACGAGACACACCUGCAGCAACAGAUAAUCCUGGCUCUACGCAGGCUCAGAGAGGACAUGAGGAGUGUGAUGGACAGACUGGAGGUGGUGGAGAGGCUCGCUGCCACCCAUGGCUCAGACUGGAGACCAUGCCUGCAGUGUGCAGAUGCAGCUUCACAGCAGGAGGAGACAUGGUGGCCAUUUGAUGUGUCGUGUCAGACAGUUCUACUGUUCAUGCUGUGGCCGUUUGUUACACAAGGUCUGGUUUACCUGCUCAGGAAGGCCCACCAGAGAAGUCGCACAUCUUCAUGAGGAGCACUGACAGCGCCACCGGAUGGACAUGCUCCCCAUGUUCACCGGUGGGGUGUGUGAUUAAAGUUCCUGUCAAUAACUCUAAGGAGGAAGUUCGACCUAAGCUAAUCUACAGACUUUUAGUCCUGGUGUAACAAAUUACUAGCUUUAAUUGAAGUCGAUUAAUUGGUUAGGAAAGUUUUAAAUAAAUAACUUUCCCAUUAUUA
This is a messenger RNA of Xiphophorus maculatus (southern platyfish), 1766 nucleotides long. RefSeq names its product acyl-CoA-binding domain-containing protein 4-like (gene acbd4). Gene Ontology annotation, biological process: autophagy of peroxisome; fatty acid metabolic process. Lineage: Eukaryota; Metazoa; Chordata; Actinopteri; Cyprinodontiformes; Poeciliidae. The transcript is spliced from 11 exons. The record is from RefSeq and is a predicted model, not a curated record. Bases 298 to 1560 code for a protein of 420 amino acids. Gene Ontology annotation, molecular function: fatty-acyl-CoA binding.